GUCUUAGCCGUGCCGUCUCAGUGACAACACAAAUAAAAAAAACAGACGCAUAAAUAUCUGAAGAUCAAAAAGUUCUUUGUUUUAGUUUAGUAGUGCAGAGAAAUGGAAGUUGAUGAUGGAAAAUGUUUUAUUUGCACUGAGCAAACCGGAGAUCAUAGUCGAAGUCUUACGCAGCUGGUUACCAAAUAUUCUGGUACACUAGUUUUGAAAGUGUUCGAACGCUUUUUAGCCAGCGAUUUGUCGGAGAUUGUUCCGACGUUGAUAGCUUCCGUUGUUUGUCAGGAAUGUGUUGUGAAAAUAAAUGAUUAUGAUGCGGCCUACACAAAAGCGCUGAUCAUCCAAAAGGAAUUCACCGAUCUGUUGAAGAAAAAUGCGGUAUUUGUUGGAAGAAAUAAUCACGGCGAAGUGAUUUAUUUUAAAGAAGAACCUGAUACAGCUUGUCUAGAUGAAAUGCAAGAUUACUCGCAUACUCCAGACAAGGCAGAGGAAACGGAUUUUCAUGUUGAAUACAUAGAUGAAACAGACACUUUCAGUCUUGGAGAGGAAUAUGUCGAAGAAGAACAUUUGAAUGAAGAUAUGUACGAGCAGGUAUCAUUGGAUAAUCCUGAGGAAGAAACCCAUAGCGAGGACAUAAGCAAACCUAUUCCAGAGAAGACCACACAUGUUGAGAAAAAACAAGCUUUGUCUGGUCCACAGAAAUGUAGCGUCUAUAAAGUAGAUUUUAAAACCAAGAAAAAAUUGAAGAUGCAUAUAGAAGAGCAUCAUCCGGAUAUCGCAAAAAACGGCAAUAAUCAUAAGUGCGAUAUUUGUGGCUUAAAAGUCAAGACGAAGUCCAACCUUUUGUCGCAUAUGGCCAAACAUGUUAGAAAUAAUAAAUAUACGUGCUCGUUUUGCGGGAGAAAUUUUCAGAGUAAUGGCGCACUAACGAAACAUGUUCCCAUGCACACAGCCGUAAAUGAUAGCGACGAGAAUGUUCCAUUAGAGAGCGGAAACCGUAUUGAACAAUUGGUGAAACAACAGAGAGCUCUGUACCGAAAAAUUUACCACAUAGGCGAAAUAAUGAUGGAAACGCAAAGAAAAAUAAAUAACAUAGAAAAUAUGAUAUUAGACCAAAACAGAAAUACAAAUAGUGAAGUUAAAUGGCCAAUAACAACAAUUGAAGGAUUAAAGUUAAUCGAGACUGAGAUAAAAGCAAACAAUAUCCAGAUGGAAAAGGCACUUAGGAAAAAAAUGUCCAUGGGGAGCAAACAGUCCUUAUAUGCUUUCGUCGCAUACAGUUUUGAAGGAUUACUUUUCCAUAACACUCGUUGGACUUGGACGGGCAAUGUACCAAAUAAUGUGAUCCCGGGAUCAGUGCCCAAAUCAGAAGCAGCAAAACAUCUGGCCGUUGUAGAACUUUUAAAAGAUUUAAUACAUGACUUGUUCCCAGACGAAACUAAUGCUUCUAUCGAAACUACUAUGAAAAAAGUGUUAAAUAAUCAUAAUGAAGCUUUGAAAAAAAAAUCAAACAAAAAAUCGUUACGCGAAUGAUAUAUUAAAUGUAAGACCCAAUACAUUCAUUGUUGG
This is a messenger RNA of Sabethes cyaneus, 1566 nucleotides long. RefSeq names its product zinc finger protein 567-like. Gene Ontology annotation, biological process: regulation of transcription by RNA polymerase II. Lineage: Eukaryota; Metazoa; Arthropoda; Insecta; Diptera; Culicidae. The coding region runs from base 103 to 1530 and encodes 475 amino acids. The record is from RefSeq and is a predicted model, not a curated record. Gene Ontology annotation, molecular function: RNA polymerase II cis-regulatory region sequence-specific DNA binding; DNA-binding transcription factor activity, RNA polymerase II-specific. The transcript has 5 exons.